Messenger RNA from Oncorhynchus keta (chum salmon), 709 nucleotides. RefSeq names its product double-strand-break repair protein rad21 homolog A-like. Gene Ontology annotation, biological process: replication-born double-strand break repair via sister chromatid exchange; synaptonemal complex assembly; mitotic sister chromatid cohesion. The record is from RefSeq and is a predicted model, not a curated record. The transcript has 5 exons. NCBI's taxonomy places the organism in Eukaryota, Metazoa, Chordata, Actinopteri, Salmoniformes, Salmonidae. Gene Ontology annotation, molecular function: chromatin binding; protein binding. The annotation marks the transcript as partial. Gene Ontology annotation, cellular component: synaptonemal complex; cohesin complex.
CGGUUCUUCAAGAGCUAGCAACCAACCGGGGCAAUGUUCUACGCCCAUUUUGUCCUGUCCAAACGUGGGCCCCUGGCCAAGAUCUGGCUAGCGGCCCACUGGGACAAGAAGCUGACCAAGGCUCAUGUGUUUGAAUGUAACCUAGAGAGCAGUGUGGAGAGCAUUAUCUGCCCCAAGGUGAAGAUGGCGCUGAGGACCUCUGGUCACCUCCUGCUCGGUGUGGUGAGGAUCUACAACAGGAAGGCCAAGUACCUCCUGGCUGACUGUAAUGAAGCCUUCAUCAAGAUCAAGAUGGCUUUCAGACCAGGUGUGGUGGAUCUGCCAGAGGAGAACAGAGAGGCUGCCUACAACGCUAUCACCCUGCCGGAGGAUUUCCACGACUUUGACCAACCCUUACCUGACCUUGACGACAUAGACGUCGCCCAGCAGUUCACCCUGAACCAGAGCAGAGUGGAGGAGAUCACCAUGAGGGAGGAGGUGGGCAACCUCAGCCUCAUGCAGGACAAUGACUUUGCUGACUUUGGCAUGGAUGACCGUGAGAUGAUGAGGGUAGAGGGAGGCUUUGAAGAGGACAUCAUUCAUGGAGCGACAGCCUCUAAUCUGCUGCUGGAGGCGGAGCCGGGGCCACCACUCACCUGCCGGACAAGACCAAACCACCUGGAGCACGACUUUGGAGACACCAUGGAGAACAACGAAGGAGGAAUGCUGG